Messenger RNA from Oryza brachyantha (malo sina), 892 nucleotides. RefSeq names its product GTP-binding protein SAR1A-like. Gene Ontology annotation, biological process: membrane organization; vesicle organization; endoplasmic reticulum to Golgi vesicle-mediated transport. The record is from RefSeq and is a predicted model, not a curated record. Gene Ontology annotation, molecular function: GTP binding; GTPase activity. Bases 92 to 802 code for a protein of 236 amino acids. NCBI's taxonomy places the organism in Eukaryota, Viridiplantae, Streptophyta, Magnoliopsida, Poales, Poaceae. The transcript is spliced from 2 exons. Gene Ontology annotation, cellular component: endoplasmic reticulum exit site; COPII vesicle coat.
GAGAUCGAAAGAUCAGAUAAGCUGGUCCUCAACAGCAUCACCAGUCAGAAAGAAGUAAACACGAGUGCUAAUAUACCUUCACCGCUGAAGAAUGUCGUUUCUGCUCGAUUGGUUCUACGACGUGCUGGCGGCGUCCAUAGGGCUGUGGCGGAAGGAGGCCAAGAUCCUCUUCCUCGGCCUCGACAACGCCGGCAAGACCACCCUCUUCCACAUGCUCUCGCAAGAGGCCGGUGCUCAUCAUCCUGCAAGUUUGGCUCGAUUGAUUGGGUUGAUGGUGUUACCGACGGCAGGGAUGCAGCUUUGCUCAUCAUCGUGUGUGGUUUGUGUUGGUGUAUGUAUGCAGAAUCCAGCUCUGACGGUGCACCAGCCGACGCAGCAUCCGACCUCGAACGAGUUGAGAAUCGGGCGGAUCAGAUUCAAGGCGUUCGACCUCGGCGGCCACUGGAUCGCACGCCGCGUCUGGAGGGACUACUACGCCCAGGUCGAUGCAGUAGUUUAUGUGGUGGAUGCUGCCGACAGGUGCCGGUUCGCCGAGUCGAAGAUGGAGCUGGAUGCCCUCCUGUCAGACGACGCGCUUGCUGGUGUGCCAUUCCUUGUCCUCGGGAAUAAGAUAGACAUCCCGUACGCUGCGCCGGAGCAGGAGCUGUGCUACUACCUUGGGCUCACUGGCCUCACCACCGGCAAGGGCAACAUCAACCUCACGGGGGCCAGCAUGCGGCCAGUAGAGGUCUUCAUGUCCAGCGUCGUCCGCAAGAUGGGUUACGGCGACGGCUUCAGGUGGAUGUCACAAUAUAUAAAGUAGAACACGGUAGAGACUGAUGACAUGUGUCUAUAUAUUUCUUGUAUCAUCAAUGAAUCCAGGCAUUCAUACGAAGAAUAAAAAUCAUUUCAC